Messenger RNA from Scleropages formosus (Asian bonytongue), 1872 nucleotides. RefSeq names its product serpin peptidase inhibitor, clade F (alpha-2 antiplasmin, pigment epithelium derived factor), member 2b (gene serpinf2b). Gene Ontology annotation, biological process: negative regulation of fibrinolysis; negative regulation of endopeptidase activity. The record is from RefSeq and is a predicted model, not a curated record. The transcript is spliced from 8 exons. Lineage: Eukaryota; Metazoa; Chordata; Actinopteri; Osteoglossiformes; Osteoglossidae. Gene Ontology annotation, molecular function: serine-type endopeptidase inhibitor activity. Bases 98 to 1498 code for a protein of 466 amino acids.
UACAGAGGACAAGAAAAGGUCCCAUAGUGCACUUGUGAGUCUCAGUCCGGAUAGCAGGGUCUCCCAGCCUCAAUUUGCAAAGGUUCAGUGGAAGAACAUGGACCUUCGACUUGUGUCACUCCUGCUGAUCACCCUUGGUGGCCAGGCGCUCUCUGAGCUGGAUACAACAUUGUUUCCCACAACUGUCCUGCCCUCUGAUACGGCUGUUACCAGUAGUGACCCUGACUACUCCUACAAACCCACCACAGAGCGCAAUACCACUCUCCAGCCAGAAGAGGAAGAAGAAGACUCCUCAGAGGAGCUGGUUGAGGGGGGCUGCGCAGCGUACAUCUCCAGCGACAAAGCCAAACAGGCUCUAGGGGAUGCUGUCAUGAAGUUUGGCUUGCAGCUGCUGAAGAACCUGAAAAAGGACCCUGAUGAGCCCAAUGUGAUCGUGUCUCCGCUCAGUGUCUCCUUGGCUCUUUCCCAACUGGCUUUGGGGGCAGAGGAUGCGACAGAGAGCCAACUGCUGAAAGCGCUGCAUGCAGAUGGGCUGCCAUGCUACCGUAAAGCCCUGCGCGGUCUUCUUCACCAUCUGAGGAGCCAUGCCCUUCAAGUGGUCUCCCGCAUGUACCUGAAGCCAGGAUUUGAGGUGAAAAAGGCCUUUGUGGAGGAGUCACAGCGCCUCUACAAGUCAUAUCCUGCCACCCUCACUGGCCUUGAGGAGAUCAACGAGUGGGUGAAGGAGGCCACAAAGGGUCAGGUGACUGACUUCUUGUCUAGCCUACCGCCCAACCUGGUCCUCUUGCUCAUUAAUGCCGUGCACUUUAAAGGAGAGUGGGAAGCCCGCUUUGAUCCACACUUUACCUCCACUGAGUUGUUUCAUGUAGAUGCUAAGCACAUGGUCAAGGUGGACAUGAUGCAUGGCCCAAAAUAUCCUCUGAGUCAAAUGAUGCACAACGAGCUUGAUGCGCAGGUGGCCCGCUUUCCCUUCUUAGGUCACAUGAGUCUCCUGAUCGUGAUGCCAUUAUUCGGCGAGGUGAAUAUUGCAGAAAUCGCAGCCAAACUCAACAUCUCUGAUCUGUAUGCCCACCUCCCUGAAAAAAGGAACAUGCAGGUGCAGUUGCCACGGUUCAAGCUGCAGUAUAGCCAGGAGCUACAGCAGGCUUUGACCAGCAUGGGGCUGGGGGAAUUGUUCUCAGGACCCAACUUGCCACGCAUUGCUGAUGGAGUCCUGCUGGUGAGCAGCGUGCAGCACAAAUCCAGCAUGGAGCUCAACGAGGAGGGUGCCGAGGCUGCGGCCGCCACCAGCGUCGCCAUCCUGCGCUCCAGCUCCUCCUUUUGUGUGAACCAGCCCUUCUUCUUUGCUCUGCUGGAUGACAUUACACAAGCCCCCAUCUUCCUUGGGGUCAUCACAAACCCCAAUCCUGGGGCACCACUUGUGCAACGUAGUCCAGAGCGGGGAGAUUCCAACAAGGGUGACAAAAAUGGACUUUAUGAGAAGAGACCCCCUAAAUGAGCUGGGUUGUGUCAGCUGUGAGGAGGAGGAGUCCACAUCUGAACUGGAACUGAAAUGGUGGCAGUGAGGGAUAAGGGGGACAUAUAAACCAAACAUUGCCUUGUAUUCAUUUUAUACCAGAGACACAUACUAUCACAUUUUACACACUACUGCAUUUAUCUGACAGCAACAAUCAAGCACUCGCACACACGCAGACACACACACACACACACACACACAAAUACACACACCAUUUUCAACUACUUCUUCAAAUGGGUGUGACACCUCAAAUCAUAUCACUUUUCAGAAAUUCAUGGGAGUUUUCCUCUUUGUUUUGGUCAUUGAUAAACAUGAGACUAUAGUGAGCUACCUAUUUUCUCCUUAGUUUCUGCUUU